AUUACGUUACGUGAGAGUAGGUAAUAAUAAUAUGAAACAAAACUGCACAGAGAGAGAUAGAGAGAGUCGCGUGUGUGUUUUGGCGUGAUUAUUGAGAACGGCGUAGACACACACACAAACACACACGCGAAUACACGAUUCGAUUCAAUUUGAUUCUUAUGUAUAUACAUUAUAUAUAUAUAUAUAUAUAUAUAUAAGAGGAGGUAACAUCAUUCGAUUCCGAGUGUAGCCCCAUCCGGUCGCUACCUCCCUCCUCUUCUUCUACCGCGAAUUAAUAACCUUUCAGCCAGGUCCCAGAAAGACACACACAUUAUAUAUAUAUAUAUAUAUAUAUAUAUAUAUAUAUGUAUAAUUUUGAUAUAAAGUCGUUGAUUGAUAAAUUCAAGAAAAUGGGAUACUUCCCAUGCUUCGGUAGAAGGAAAGGGAUGAAGCUGAGAAGCGAGGGAGAAAGUAACCGAAUGUCAUUUCACAGACCUAAUGUCCCUGAUAUGCCUUCUGUUGGAUCAAAAAUCAACAAAGAGCCUAAACUGGAAUCAUUGGUUUCAAAAAAUGCUACACAUGCCAAUCAUAAAGUUGAGACAUUUACUUAUCGAGAGCUCGCAACUGCAACGAACAAUUUCAGGAUAGGGUCCCUUGUUGGGGAAGGUGGUUUUGGACCAGUAUACAAAGGGCAAAUACAGAGCACUGGUCAGGUUGUUGCUGUUAAAAAACUUAAUCAGACAGGUUUUCAAGGGGACAAAGAGUUUCUGAUGGAGGUUCUCAUGCUCUCUCUUCUGCAUCACUCUAACCUUGUCAAUUUAAUUGGUUACUGUUCUGAGGGGGACCAGCGCCUUCUUGUAUAUGAAUUCAUGCCCUUAGGAUCAUUAGAAUCUCACCUCCAUGAUUUAACACCUGAUAUGGUGCCACUGGAUUGGAACACUAGGAUGAAGAUAGCAGCUGGUGCAGCCAAAGGAUUGGACUACCUGCACAAUCAAGCUGACCCUCCUGUAAUCUACAGGGACUUGAAAUCAUCUAACAUAUUAUUGGGUGAGGGGUUUCACCCAAAACUUUCUGAUUUCGGGUUUGCAAAAUUUGGUCCUGAUGGGGAUAAAACGCAUGUCACCACCAGGGUCAUGGGCACUCGUGGGUAUUGUGCCCCUGAAUAUGCUGGCACUGGUAGACUGACAAAGAAGACAGACAUCUACAGUUUUGGUGUAGUCUUAUUGGAGCUGAUUACUGGACGGAGAGCAUUGGUUCCAACACAUGAACAUGGAAAAGAUACACUUGUACCGCUUGUUGAUUGGGUAAGUCCCAUGUUAAAAGACAGCAAGAACUUUAUGCAAUUUGCAGAUCCACAUCUGAAAGGCCAGUUCUCAGAGACUGUCUUUCGAAGUGCUGUAGAGUUGGCAUCGAUGUGUCUUAGAAUAGAUUCUAAUUCUCGCCCUGAUAUUAGCAAUGUGGUGUUUGCUUUGAAGUACUUGACUUCCCAGCAGCAUGAUCCAAGUGCAGCUCAUGGAAAUAGCAGUAAAGGUGAGAAAGGCAGAAAGAUAUCAGAGAGAGAAGGACGAAGAAACGAGGGCAUGGUUGAUCCCAAAGGGCCUGGGAGCAGCCCAGAUGAAAUAGGGAUGUUAAAGAAGGAUGCAGAUCGAGAGCAAGCUGUUGCAGAGGCCAAGAUGUGGGGAGAGAAUUGGAGAAAAAAGAGACGACAAAGUGCAGAACUUGAUAAUGGUAUAGUGAACAGGUAAUAGCAUAUGACAGAAGGAUCGACUUUCGUAAUAAAUGCUUAGACAGAAUUUGCAGUCACAGCAGAGUUGAGCAUAUUAGAGUUCAAUAUCAUUCAUGCAGUGUUAAGGGGCUUAGGCUUUAGAAGUUGUUUAUUCCAGUUGAAUGGCUAGAGUUCAGGAUGGACAAUAGUUGUAGAGACAGUACAGGAGAUGUUGGUUUGUAAUGGUUACCUGGGAUGGGAAAGAAGAAUACACUAAAGUAUAGAACAUUACUUCAUUGACGUUAUGUCAAUUCAUCCAAAAUGGAACAAGAGUGUUUGAGUUCCUAAUCUAGUAUAGUUACAUUUUACUAAAUUAUUAUGCGUGUGCAUAGGUUUCCAAAUUGUUCCAAUUGACUGUUUAUAUAUGGUUGCAUACAUCGAACCAGCUUUUCUGAAAUAAUUGUAUGAGAGUUAGAUUUUGUAA
Cornus florida is the source of this 2168-nucleotide messenger RNA. RefSeq names its product probable serine/threonine-protein kinase PBL7. The transcript has 5 exons. NCBI's taxonomy places the organism in Eukaryota, Viridiplantae, Streptophyta, Magnoliopsida, Cornales, Cornaceae. Bases 345 to 1724 code for a protein of 459 amino acids. The record is from RefSeq and is a predicted model, not a curated record. Gene Ontology annotation, molecular function: protein kinase activity; ATP binding. Gene Ontology annotation, biological process: protein phosphorylation.